AUGAAGAAUCAUCUUGCCGUUGCGUUGCGCCGUGCCGCAUCCACGUUGGCCAAAGAGCCUGGUGACAUCAGCUCUGUGUUUCCCUCACUUUCUGGCAAGAAGCCUGAUCCUCUGCCGCCACGCUUCAGUGCUCUGAAGAAGACGUUGAUCAAAGACAAUGAAGAUGCCAUAACAGCGUCUUGGCAACGGCUGUCGAAGAGUCUGCAGCGGGAGAUCGCAGACAUCAAGUCAGAAGGCAGUAAUGUCAUACCGAGCAUCUCGUUCCAGGAUGUGGUUGCCGGGACUGUCCCUCAAUCACAGCUUGACGCCAUCAGGCAUCGCGGCACUGCAGUCAUUCGCAAUGUUCUCCCACGAGAACAGGCGCUGGAUCUCAAACGGCAAGCCAAGGAGUAUAUCGCUGCAAAUCGAUCCAAAGUCAGGGCCUUUCCUCCAGACGACCCUGCUGUGUACGAGUUGUAUUGGACUCCCUCCCAAGUCCAGGCACGCGCUCAUCCAAAUAUGCUGAAAGCACAAUCUUUUCUGGCCUCUUUCUGGCACUCCUCUGACCCGAACUCAGAGAUAUCUACGACCUACCCUCUGACAUACGCUGACCGGUUUCGCAUUCGACAACCGGGCGAUGCAAAGUUCUCUCUAGGCCCACACACUGAUGGAGGAAGUCUCGAGCGCUGGGAAGAUCCCGAGUAUGCUCGAGUGUAUCAGACCAUCCUACAGGGUCAGUGGGAAGAGUAUGAUCCUUUCGACGCGCGGCACCGCAUCGAAGCCAAGAUGGACCUGUACAAUGGGGCGGGCGCAUGCAGCAUGUUCCGCCUGUUCCAGGGCUGGCUGUCCAUGUCUUCAACAGGGCCUGGUGAAGGCACCCUGAAAGUUUGCCCCUUGAUCCGACAUGCAACGUCUUACCUGAUAUUGAGACCAUUCAUCAAUCUCCAGACAGGCAAGCUGAAUCUGGAUGCCACAUUUCCAAACUCUGUACCAGCCGCAUGUCAGGAAUAUGAUCCGUUGUCUCACCCAGGCCUCGAGCUUGACACCACCAUGGUGAGCAUGCCCAAAGUUGAACCAGGUGAUUAUGUCGCCUGGCACUGUGACAUGAUCCACGCCGUAGACCGGGAGCACCAUGGAAAGAACGACAGCAGCGUCAUGUACAUUCCUGCAUGUGCAAUCACCCGACCGAAUCUCGAGUUCUUGAAGAGACAACGGAUGAGUGCGUUGGCAUACAGUCCCCCACCAGAUUUCCCAGGUGCUGGUGGUGAUGGUGAAGUUGGAUUUGUUGGAGCUGUGGCCUGGGAUCAAGUCAACGAUGCAGGGAAGCGUGCUAUGGGGCUGGGCCAAAAGAUGUGGGACCUCAAUCCAGGCAUGAGUGAAGGAGAGCGAAAGGCAAUUGAGGCUGGUAACAUGACAUUGUUUGGUUGA
This is a messenger RNA of Fonsecaea multimorphosa CBS 102226, 1407 nucleotides long. RefSeq lists its product as uncharacterized. The coding region runs from base 1 to 1407 and encodes 468 amino acids. The transcript is spliced from 3 exons. The record is from RefSeq and is a predicted model, not a curated record. Lineage: Eukaryota; Fungi; Ascomycota; Eurotiomycetes; Chaetothyriales; Herpotrichiellaceae.